CAAUUUUUUCACCGACCCAUGAAUGCUUCAAUCCGCUCUCACUUCAAAAAAGAGACAAAAGCAGCGCAUGUUCCAAGUUCUUGGAUGCUCGCUAGUCUCCGCCCCCCUUUUCUCUCUCUCCUCUCUCUGCCUCCCGACAUUUUCCCUCCUGUUGUUACCCAAACUCUGAAAUAAAAAAGCAAAACCUAAAUCCUCAGCGAACUCCAAAUUCGAAGGGGGCCAAGUUUCGAAGUAUGAGGUCGAUGUUUGGAUUCCGUGGGGGCUCGACGCCGCCUCAGUCCAAGGAGCCCGAAUCUUCUUCUUCAAGAUCCAUCAACUCCCGAAACCCUAGCGCCGCUCCAAGCCCUAACCCUAGUUUCUCGUCGACCUCGUCGGUGGGGCCCGCGAGGCUGCGGCUAGUGUACUGCGACGAGAAGGGGAAGUUUAUAGGUGAUCCGGAGGCGGUGGCGACCCUUCAGCUGGUCAAAGGCCCCAUCGGAGUCGUCUCGGUCUGCGGCCGCGCUCGACAGGGGAAGAGUUAUAUCCUCAACCAGCUUCUAGGAAGGAGUAGUGGAUUUCAAGUAGCUUCCACACAUCGACCAUGUACCAAGGGUCUUUGGAUGUGGAGCGCACCAAUUAAGAGAACGUCUCUUGAUGGAACUGAGUACAAUCUUGUUCUAUUGGAUAGUGAGGGAAUUGAUGCCUAUGAUCAGACGGGAACAUACAGCACACAGAUUUUCUCAUUGGCUGUCCUGCUAUCAAGCAUGUUCAUCUAUAAUCAGAUGGGUGGCAUAGAUGAGGCUGCGCUUGAUCGUUUAUCUCUAGUCACAGAAAUGACUAAACAUAUUCGUGUUAGAGCCUCCGGUGGUAGGACUACAGUGUCAGAGCUUGCACAAUUUUCACCUGUUUUUGUUUGGCUUUUGAGGGAUUUCUAUUUGGAUUUAGCUGAAGACAAUAGGAAAAUUACUCCACGUGAUUACCUUGAGUUAGCAUUGAGACCGAUGGAAGGUGUGGGACGAGAUAUGUCUGCAAAGAAUGAGAUUCGCGAAUCAAUCCGUGCUUUAUUUCCUGACAGAGAAUGUUUUACCCUAGUGCGGCCUUUGAACAAGGAAAAUGAACUUCAACGUCUGGAUCAAAUCCCUCUAGACAGAUUGCGUCCGGAAUUUAGAUCAGGACUUGAUGCGUUAACUAAGUUUGUGUUUGAGAGGACCAAACCUAAACAAGUAGGAGCUACUGUUAUGACAGGUCCCAUUCUAGCUGGUAUUACACAGUCGUUCUUGGAUGCUAUUAAUAAUGGUGCUGUGCCUACUAUAUCUUCAUCCUGGCAGAGUGUUGAAGAGGCAGAAUGUCGUAGGGCAUAUGAUUCUGCUACUGAGGCAUACACUUCAUCUUUUGACCGCACGAAGCCAGCAGAGGAGGCUGUUCUUAGAGAAGCACACGAAGUUGCGGUUCAAAAGGCACUUGGUGUUUUUAAUUCCAGUGCUGUUGGAACGGGCUCAGCACGUCUAAAUUAUGAAAAACUUCUUCACAACUUCUUUAAAAAGACAUUUGAGGAGCACAGAAGGAAUGCUUUCCUGGAGGCAGAUUUCCGUUGCUCUACCACCAUACAGAGCAUGGAAACAAAGUUGAGAGCUGCAUGUCAUAUUCCUGAUGCAAAACUUGAUAAUGUGUUGCGGGUCUUGGAUGAUGUGGUCUCUGAUUAUGAAUCGUCAUCUUAUGGUCCUGGAAAGUCGAAGAAAUUGGCUGAUUUUUUGCAGAAGUGUUUGGAGGGACCUAUAUUUGACCUUUUCAAGAAGCAGUUGGACAAAUUAGAAUCUGAAAGAAGUGCUCUUAGAUUGAAGUUCACCUCAAGUGAAGACAAGUUGGCAUUGCUUAAGAGGCAACUAGAGGCAAAUGAGAAGCACAGAGCUGACUAUUUGAAACGUUAUGAGGAAGCUGUUAGCGAUAAGCAGAAAAUUUCUGAGGACUACUCUGCUCGUAUCUCCAACUUGCAGGGAAAAUGCAGCACAUUGGAAGAGCGCUGUUUGAGUUUAUCAAAAGCACUUGAUCUUGCCAAACAUGAAUCUUUUGAGUGGAAAAACAAGUAUGAUAAUGUAUCUUCAGAGGUAAAGGCAGAAGAAGAAAAGUUUCAUGCUCAAGUUGUGGCUCUAGAGUCGAGGAUAAGUGUUGCUGAAGGGAGGCUAGCAGCUGCUAAAGAACAGGCAAAGUCUGCUCAAGAAGAGGCAUUAGAGUGGAAAAGAAAAUAUGACCGUGCUGUUGAUGAAGCUAAAACGGGCCGUGAGAGAGCAGCAAUGGCACUUGAGCAAGCUAAUAGGAAGGCUCAAGAACGUGAGGAUAUUCUACGAGCUGAAUUAUCUCUAAAGUUGGCAGAAAAGGAGGAUGAGGUCAAGCAUUUGACUUCAAAGGUUGACCAGAUUGAGAACCAUGCGAGUAGUUUGAUUUCAAAGUUGGCGACUGCUGAAUCCAAACUGAGGAGCCAUGAGGUGGAAACUCUAGCCUUAAAAGAAAAAAUCAAGAUUGUAAAUGAAAAGCUAGAGUUUGUCAACAGUAAAGCCCACUCACAGGAGAAAGAAGUCAGAAUUUUAGAGCAGGAAAAGAGGCAUCUCCAGGAAAAAUACCUUUCUGAGUGCAAGAAAUUCGAUGAAGCAGAUAAAAGGUGCAAGGAUGCUGAAAGGGAAGCAAAGAGAGCAGUUGAGCUCGCCGAUACAGCUCGUGCUGAAGCAGCUGCUGCUCAAAAGGAGAAGAGCGAAGCUCAGCGGUUGGCAAUGGAAAGAUUGGCACAAAUCGAGAGAGCUAAAAGGCAAGUCGAGAGCUUGGAGCGAGAAAAGGCCAAACUGAUGCAGGAAGCAGAGAGGUUGCGUCUCUCUGAACUAGAAGCUGUAUCAAAAGUUUCACAACUUGAGUCACGGGUCGAUGAAAGGGAGCGAGAAAUUGAGGAAAUGUUGAAUCAGAACAAUGAGCAAAGAUCCAGCACAGUUCAAGUCCUUGAGAGUCUUUUGGCCACAGAAAGAGCAGCUCUCACAGAGGCUAACAGUAGAGCAGAGGCCCUUUCGUUACAACUCCAAGCUACUCAAGGAAAACUUGAUGCUCUUCAGCAAGAGCUGACAUCAGUGAGACUCAAUGAGACUGCACUUGAUAGUAAGCUGAAGACUGCUCGAGGAAAGAGAUUUAGAACGGAUGAUCAUUUAGGCGCAGAGUCUGUGCAUAAUUUGGAUCAUGAAGACGAGGGAAGGGGUAAAAAGAGGUCAAAGAGUACUACUAGUCCAUUAAAGUACAAUCAGACUGAAGAUGGUGGUUCUGUCUACAGAGGGGAUGAUAAUAUAAACCCGAGUCAGGAUAAUACUGAAAAUGAGUCUGAAGACUAUAAAAAGUUGACUGUGAUUCAACUGAAACAGGAGCUUACGAAGCACGGGUUUGGUGGGCAUCUGCUGCAGCUGAAGAACCCUCUUAAGAAAGAAAUUUUUGCUUUGUAUGAAAAGCACGUACUCAAGAAAUGAGUUUAGAGAAACUAAUACCACUGAACAUACAGCAUAGUUGCGGUUAGUAGUAUCAGAGCUUUGUGAAUGUAUUGUUAGGAUACUAGCAUCUUUGCUUUGAGGUUUUGGGGGUGUACAGCCAAUUCGGUGUUUGCUGUGGGCUAUGGUUUUCUUACUUCUUGUUAAAUUUAUACGUAAUUGGCUGAAAAUGAUUGCUUCUUGUCCAUUCAAAUAUGUGCAGGAUUGUUUGUGAUCUUGGUUUGUAAGCAGGUUCGACGACUUUCGUUUGUUUGCUUCAUCUGAUCAUAGUAUGCAACUAGAUUUUACUUCGAUUU
Molecule: messenger RNA, 3790 nt
Organism: Asparagus officinalis (garden asparagus)
Lineage: Eukaryota; Viridiplantae; Streptophyta; Magnoliopsida; Asparagales; Asparagaceae
Product: guanylate-binding protein 3
Molecular function (GO): GTPase activity; GTP binding
Source: RefSeq, a predicted model, not a curated record